CAGAGGAGGAACUAGGAAACACAUCCGCACAUUAACUAUAGUACAAACACGGGGAGACGACGAGCAAAGAAAACAAAGCACUUUCUGUUCAAAGGUGCACCUGAGUUGCCUUUUUGCCAUCUUGACAAAUCGGGGGGAAACGAGUAGAAACGCCGUUCACAAGGUGGACAGUCAGCUGCCUGGUUGCUCGUGGUAACCCUCCGCCAUGCCUUUCCCCUUUGGCAAGUCCCACAAGUCGCCGGCGGACAUCGUCAAGAACCUUAAGGACAGCAUGACGGUGCUCGAGAAGCAUGACAUCUCGGACAAAAAGGCGGAGAAGGCCACAGAGGAGGUGUCAAAGAGCUUGGUGGCCAUGAAGGAAAUCCUGUAUGGGACUAAUGAGAAAGAGCCCCAGACAGAAGCAGUGGCCCAGCUUGCCCAGGAGCUCUACAACAGCGGCCUGCUCAGCACCCUGGUAGCGGACCUGCAGCUCAUUGACUUUGAGGGUAAGAAAGAUGUGGCUCAGAUCUUCAACAACAUCCUGAGGCGUCAGAUUGGCACUCGGACACCCACGGUGGAGUACCUCUGCACCCAGCAGAAUAUACUCUUCAUGUUGCUUAAAGGGUAUGAAUCUCCAGAGAUUGCGCUAAACUGCGGCAUCAUGUUGAGAGAGUGCAUCAGACAUGAACCUCUGGCCAAGAUCACGCUGUGGUCCGAGCAGUUCUACGACUUCUUCAGAUAUGUGGAGAUGUCCACAUUCGACAUCGCCUCAGACGCAUUCGCCACUUUCAAAGACCUCCUCACAAGACACAAGCUACUGAGCGCAGAGUUUCUGGAGCAACAUUAUGACAAAUUCUUUAGUGAAUACGAGAAGUUACUCCACUCUGAAAACUACGUGACUAAAAGGCAGUCCCUCAAGUUACUGGGAGAGUUGCUUCUUGACCGGCACAAUUUCACCAUUAUGACGAAAUACAUCAGCAAGCCUGAGAAUCUCAAACUAAUGAUGAAUCUGCUACGGGACAAGAGCCGCAACAUCCAGUUUGAGGCUUUCCAUGUUUUUAAGGUAUUUGUGGCCAACCCCAACAAGACACAGCCCAUCCUGGACAUCCUGCUGAAGAACCAGACCAAACUCAUCGAGUUUCUUAGCAAGUUCCAGAACGACAGAACGGAGGAUGAACAGUUCAAUGACGAAAAGACAUACCUGGUCAAACAGAUCAGGGACCUCAAGAGGCCUGCCCCCCAGGAGGCCUGAGGCAGGGUGCAGAGGUGGGAGGGGGGGGUGCCACCAGGACCAUGUCUGGAACAACAUCCAGACAACGUCUGCUUAACGGACCCAUCAGCAGCUGCUGUUCUGGUUUCUGAACAAAAAUCGAGGAAACAAAUGAAAAACAAACGUACCCAUAUCAACUGAUCAGGAAGUCGCCAGCUCCUCUUCUCCUCAGUGAACAUUUGAUUUCUUUUUCUUUUUUUCCUUUUCCAGUCUUUCUCCUUCAAAAAGAAACAAGAGAAAAAUAAUAGAUGCUGCUGCUUUCUUGCACAUUGAAAUAUGUAAGGUAUAUUCUAAUGACACAACAGUCCAUCAAACGUAGUGACAUUCGUGCAUUAAAACUAAGGCAGACUUCCUGAUAGAUGCACACACUGAGGAACAAAAGACACACGUGUACACGCAUAUAUGUAUUACAUUAAAAAAACAAAACAUGCAUACACACAUACUGCAAGAAUAUCAGCUAAAAAAAACAAACUUGUGACGGAAAUGGUACGAGCGAGUUGAACAUUGGUGUGUUUGUUGCAUGCCUUGAAAUGUGACAGAUCCAUGGCUGUACCCCGGCGUCGGGUCUGUGAUGGCCUGCCCAGUCUGGCUCCCGUGUUCAGUGCCACAGACUCAGAAAUGCACGUUCAUCACGGCAACCCGCUGCAGUUUGCAUCUUUAUGCCUUCAUCCUAUAAAGCGACGGUGGUUCAUUUUUUACUGAUUUGGUGGGGACGAGCUCUCAGAUGCCAUCACAGAACCAUUUACCUCCUGUGUGCUUUGUUACGACACAGCACUUAAAGCACACGAGGGGAAAAAAAGGAGGGAGGGAUGCAAGGUAUGAAUUCGGUAAUGCCAGAGUUGGGUCUCUUUGUUGUUUUCUGGGAUAGGGUGAACAUGUACAUAUGCCUUUUUUUUUUUUUUUUUUUUUGCUUUGUAGAUUUUUGUUUAACCUUGACAUAUGAAUAUAUAUUAUAUAUAUUACCUUAAACAUCACGUUUUUGGUUAAUUGUAAUCAAAUUACAUUCUAAACCAUAAGAGAAACAACAAAAAAGUUAAGUGACAUUGUUUUGGGUUUUUUUGCAUUUCAUUUUACUGCUGAAAUGGUUGCUGGUGGGUUUCUUUGUACAUAACUUAAAGGGCCAGCUCACAUUUAGCUAACCUAUAGGAUAUUAACAAUUUGUACAGCGGAGGAAAGUCAUGGUAUUAGCUCUGGAUCUGUUAAUCCUCUUUUUAUUCUCCAUCUGCAUUUUUGAGCAUCUUUGAGACUGCUAAACAUGUGCAGGGGGGUGUGUGGAUGGAACAGCGCAGGAGGAGAAGGAGGGAGAGGGAAGAGAUCGGGAGAGCAUUAACAAAAAAAACAUUAAAGCCUGUGUGUUUGCGCACUUUGUGAGAUGCUGAGCGAUCAACAUCAUCUAACUGGAGUCGAGGACAGCGGGGGGUUAGGGGUGGGGUUUCCCCCCACUCCUCAAUUUCAUCCUUCUUCAUUCUCACCAUGUUGCCGGUGGCCUGGGAGUGUUUACGUGGCCCCGGAGUGAGUGUGUUUCAGGGGUGAGCUUUUCAGGACAUCGGCAGCCCGGCACAUCAUUCUUACCCUCCCCCCUUCCUCCUUAUAUUUGAGCCUUUUAUCCAGAGGGUUUAUAAUUCCAGUACAAUUAUGAGCGUAAAGCAUUGUGGGUAGCAAAGUAUUUGUGAAUUGCAGUGAACAACCCAGUCCAUGUAACCAGACUUAUUUAUAGAUUCAAACAGGCAAAAUAUGAAACCAUCUCAGUGCAGAAGACGGCACUACUCAGAUAGGCCACAGUUCCUCCAUGCGCAUUGAACAUGCAUGAUCCUCCACUGGCUGUGCAUGAUGCUGUACUAAAGAUGUUGUACUGGAAUUGUUUUUUUUUUCUAAGUAUUUAACAACAUUAAAAAUGUCAAAUUGAACUCUUAGCUAUAUGGCUGUAUGCUGACUUUGACUCCAGUUUCAGCAUAGAGCGUGUGGGUGCUUGCAGAAGUGUCAAAAGGCCUGGGCCCUACAAUUGAAAUAAAGAAAAAAAAAACAUUUGGAAUAAAA
Messenger RNA from Scomber japonicus (chub mackerel), 3286 nucleotides. It is a transcript of the gene cab39, whose product is annotated as calcium binding protein 39. Gene Ontology annotation, biological process: intracellular signal transduction. Gene Ontology annotation, molecular function: protein serine/threonine kinase activator activity. The transcript is spliced from 9 exons. Bases 206 to 1231 code for a protein of 341 amino acids. Lineage: Eukaryota; Metazoa; Chordata; Actinopteri; Scombriformes; Scombridae. The record is from RefSeq and is a predicted model, not a curated record.